GCAAAACCUGAAAUUAAUAAUAUUCACAUGUUUCCGAAAAUUCGGCAUUUCAGUUCUUUAUUAUUGAAAUAACAUUUAACUUGUCUGAAACAAUCCUUAAAAAGACUUUUACAAAUCCUUUUUCACUUAGUCAAUAUCAAAAAGAGUACUCUUAGUGAGUGCAAACCUUUAAAAGACGAAAAUAAGAAAUUUCAGUUAAGCUCUUCAAAUUUCUCCGUGUGAAUCGUUUUCAAAAGACAAGUAAUUUUUGCUUUUGUUGUUUGUACAUAGUUAAAAGAUUAACAACAACAGUGGUAAUAACGACAGAGCAAAUAUACUGUAGACAUGAUACAGACAUGAAGAUCGGAGUUGAGCUUAAGCAAAAAUGAAAACAAACAAAGCGUAACCAAAGCAAAGACACAAGAGGUAAGAAAAAGAAAAAAAAAAAAAAAAAAACGAUUGUGUUGAGUUAUAUGAGUGAAAAAAGAAACUACGAAAAAGUUCAAAUAACAGUGCAAAGGCAAAGAGCCAGUUAGUAUUGCUGCUGUUUAUUUGUGAGAGUUCAACCAACCAUUGUACGUACGUACGUAUAUUCAUUCAUCUGGAACUUUAAUAAGCAAUAGUUUUCUUGAUGGAAAGGUGCUUUCGGUGACAUACCGCGAUAAUGCUAGAGUUCACAAAUCAUGCAGUUGGUCAAUUUUAAGGGAACGUAUAACUGUUACAUGUGAAUGAAUGCAUUUGUGAGAAAUAAAAGUGACUUGUUGUUUUAUAUAUGUACUUUCAUUGUUACUUGAAUUGUUUAACUGGAAAAGAAAAUUUACUUAUUCACUUUAAUUCCUUAACGAACAUGUAUGUGAACUGUCAUUAUAUGCAGCAAUGUUUAUUUGCUACAUUAUGUUAAUUACUAUUAAAGUGUUCAAGCAAAAACUUUCCAUAGUGAGUGUAUGUGAUAGUCUUAGGGGCUAACUGACCGGGUGCGAUAGCAAAACUUUUCUCUAACACAUAAACUGCUUGGAAUAGUCAAAGAUUAUAGUCACCGCAGCCAACAAUAACGGUUUUACAACGUCGGACAAACAACAUGUUGACAGCUACAAAUGCAGCAACAGCACCUGUCCAAGCAACGAAUAGUUGCUUAAUAAAGACGAUAAGAACAACUUCCUUAAACACAAUGACAUCUGCAAAAGCAGCCACAACAGCAACAACAAGAAAGGCCACAGUUACCUCAGAUCCGGGCAUUUUGUGUUUCCAUCAUUGCACCGUAAAAGUGUUCUGUUUCAUUUUACCUCAUCAAUGUCCGCAAUGUAAAAUCGAAUUGGAUACAGAUCCCAGUGGAAGACCAAAACAUAAUAAGAACAAGAACACUCUUGUUCAGAACAAUAAUAAAAACAAUAACAAUAAUAACAAUAAUGAUGCUUACGUUGCUCAUGAAACCAUUGACGAUGUGGAAGACGAAAAUGUAGAUACCGAGCAUAAAUCUUAUGCAAAUGAAGGCAUUGCUGCACAACUGAUGUCCAGUCGAUUGCUACCAUUUCGUUUGCCCUAUCCGUUUAUACGAGCCAGUCAGUACCCUUGUGCAAUUAUUUUACGACCUACCAUAGGUGAUUUCUUGAAUGAUUAUAAUAAUUCCACAGAUUUGCAUAUUGCUGUCACAACAUCGACCGGUUGCGUUGUUGAAUUUGAUCGCUAUGGCUUGCGUCGUCAUCGCAUCGACAAUCUAUCCGAAUGGUGGCAAUGUUUGUUGGUGGGUGAUGUACCCGAGCCUUGGUAUGACUACUGGGAUCAAAUAUUACUACAGGUUUGUCAACAGCCGGACAAGUGGACAGUGUCACACUAUCACGAAGAACAACACAAUUGCUAUACGUUCGUGUUGACCUUCCUGCAGGCAUUGGGCUAUGACAAGCUGAGUGAGGCGGCAAAUAGUAAAACGGCAUUCUGUGAAACGUUUAUUGUUCCUCGUACUACCACAGCGGGCAAAUAUAUAUCAUUAUACCGGAAGUUGCGUGAUGCUGGUAUUUAUGUACAUUACACAAAUCACAAUAAAAAGCAGCAGCAGCAGCAGCAACAACAACAACAGCAACAACAACAGCAACAACAACAACGACAAUACCAACACUACCGAGUAACUAAAGAGAAAGCAGGUAUUACGAACAGUCCAUACGCUACAAUAAGAAGUAACUUUAAAAGCGCCAGCACUGGCAACAACUCGACUACUAGUUUGUUGAGCUCAGCAAAAGUUGAUAACUCGGUAACAGUUGUAACGGGGACAACAACAGCAACACUGGCAUCUAGUUAUCCUACACGCCCUCAUACAACUUUAUGCACCAUUGAGGAAUAAACAUGUUAUCAUCUUUAUCAUCAACGUUAUCAUCAUUAUUAUCACCAUCAUCAUCGUCAAUGGCAUCUUCAUUACCUUACGGCAACUAUUGCUUUUUCUUUUACAGCUGAGAAUUUGCUUCCGGUGACAAUAAUAGUAUAACUAUGUGUAUGUUAAGCUCUUCGUAUGUGACUUUAUACUGACUGCCCACAUAUCAUAUAACCGCAAUUUUUCAAACAAUACUGCACCCACAUACACGAAAAGAGAGCUUUAGUGUUCCUUAUGCUUUUCAAAAAAAAAAAAA
Molecule: messenger RNA, 2597 nt
Organism: Glossina fuscipes
Lineage: Eukaryota; Metazoa; Arthropoda; Insecta; Diptera; Glossinidae
Exons: 5
Coding region: 1058-2314 (418 amino acids)
Source: RefSeq, a predicted model, not a curated record